Brassica oleracea var. oleracea is the source of this 900-nucleotide messenger RNA. RefSeq lists its product as uncharacterized. The transcript has a single exon. Bases 1 to 900 code for a protein of 299 amino acids. Lineage: Eukaryota; Viridiplantae; Streptophyta; Magnoliopsida; Brassicales; Brassicaceae. The record is from RefSeq and is a predicted model, not a curated record.
AUGGAUGCCAAAAACGGCAGAAGAGAAGCAGGAGGAAGAAGCAAUUCCGAUGUGGGUCCAUUUGAAAAAGGUUCCUUUGCAUUUGUUUUCUUGGGAGGCAUUAAGCUUCAUGACGAGCACUGUGGGUUCCAUGUGCGUCUUCAUCCUGAGACUAUUGCUUGUUCUAACUUUGAAGAAGCUAAAGUGUUUGUAAAUGUGGAUGUGUCGAAGAUCUUGCCAAGGGAGAUUGAUUUCACAUUGGAGGGGGAGUUUACUGCAGAGUUCUAUUAUCCCUGGUUACCAUCUCGGUGUAGUCACUGUGAGAAAUGGGGUCAUAUUGAGAAGGUUUGCGCGAUGAAAAAAAGAGAUAAGAAGAUUGAGGGGCAAGGUGUUAUAGUGAGUGGGGAAGCUAUGAAGAGGAGUAGUGAUGAGUUAGAAGGGAUAGUUGUGAAGGAUGUUAAUCUGGAGGUUGUAUCAGAAGUUAUUGAUGCUUGUGUUUUGGAGAAAGCGGUUACGGAGAGUUCAGUAAAUAAGGAUGAUGAGGAUGGUAUGAAUAGUAAGGAUGGAAAGGGUAAUACUUGGGCUCUUGUUUCUCCAGAUAAAGUGGGCAGGUCUCAAUCAAAAACUCUUCAGAGGGAUGCUGGUGUAGUUCAGAUCUCGGCAUCAAAGUUUUCAGUGUUAAGUUUGGAUAUGGAGGAAGGUGAAAUCCUAGCAGUUCAAACUAAUGAAGAUGAGGAAGAGGAUCAUGUAGAAGCUGAAGUUAAUAUUUUGGUGGAAGGUGAUUUAAUGGGAGAUGAGAUAUUAGAGCAAAGUAUGAAGAGUAAUGAUAAGGCAAUAAUGCAAAAAGGGGUGAAGAGAGGUCAGAAGGCUAGAGCUCAGGAGUAUCCUAAGAGCAAAAGGUCUUCUCGACGCAAUCUUUAA